AUGACGUUUCCAUCGCUGCUUGGCCCAGCUUCAAAUCCCUGGAGAAGGGGAGAGGUUGCGCUGUCGCCGUCCUGCCGCCGCAAACCGUCACCACGUCCCCGCCGUGGGAUCCCCAGACCCCUCCUGGGAACGAACACGCCCGCUCCCCCGGGACCCCCCAUCUCUUCCCAACCGGCUCCUUCGCAGCUCGGUGUCCCUUGUACCUUUGGGGACACGCAGCCCCUGGUGGGUUUCGGACCGUUGUGCCUUGAAGUCUCCGUACAAGGCUCCUGGUGGUUCCGGGCUGCAUUCCCGGCCGGGAAAGGCGGCAGAGAAGCCGCCGUGCCACCGUGCCGGGCUCUCCCGGUGCGCAAGAGCCGCUGCUUCUGCGAGAGGCUCUGUGCAGCCCCGGUCCCGGGAGUUCACCUUGCUCCUCUCGCCUGCUCCGGGGGUGCCUCCGGCUGGGGGCGCUGGGAACGUUCCCCCCGCUUGUCACCCUGCCCGUGCGGGGCUCAGCGGCCGCGCCCCGAGGAGCCCCCCCUGCGGCGCCUUCCCAUUGGCCCCCGCAGAGCGCCCACGUGGGACGGGGGUUCCCCUCGCGCCGCCGCGGGGGGGGAACCCGGGGCUCUGCAGGGUUCCUGCGCCGCCCGCUCUGGGACCCCACGCGAGGGUCGUCCCACGUCCCCUGUCUCCUCUCCGCGUCCUGCCGCGGGAGUCCCGAGGGGAGCGGAUGGUCCUGCUGGGCUCAGCUCUCGCCUGUGCCUGCAGCCUCCCGGCACCGCCGUGCCCCCGAGACCCCCGGGGAACCCUCAAGGGACGGAGCGGUUACAAGGAUCCAGCGACCCUCAGGCUCUGGUGACCCCCAAGCUCCAGUGGCCCCCUCAAGCUCCAGUGACAUCCCCAUACUCCAGAGGACCCUGGGCUCCUGUGGGGGAAGCAAAGCCAGCUGGCCACCAGUGCUCCCCCAGUGACGCCCAUCCGUGCCAGCCGCCCUCCGCCCUGCCCCGCCGGCCAGGCAAGCCAGGACGUGCCGGGAUGCUGGAUCCCAUCCGUGGGUGUAACAACCUGGCCGGCCUCAGCCCGCGGCUGGACCAGCCUCUGGGCAGGACGGUGCUUGGCACCGGGCAGGGUGCCAGCGGCCCCAGCUGGCACUUCGGGGAUGGAGGGGUCCCCUCUCCUUGCCUCAGCAGCUGGGCUCAGCCGUGA
Messenger RNA from Dryobates pubescens (Downy woodpecker), 1185 nucleotides. RefSeq names its product translation initiation factor IF-2-like. The record is from RefSeq and is a predicted model, not a curated record. Bases 1 to 1185 code for a protein of 394 amino acids. The transcript has 5 exons. NCBI's taxonomy places the organism in Eukaryota, Metazoa, Chordata, Aves, Piciformes, Picidae.